This is a messenger RNA of Protopolystoma xenopodis, 348 nucleotides long. The record is from the annotation of a GenBank genome assembly. NCBI's taxonomy places the organism in Eukaryota, Metazoa, Platyhelminthes, Monogenea, Polystomatidea, Polystomatidae.
AUGUUUUCUAGCUCUGACGAUGGCAGUCACAUGACGGACGAAAGCUCAGCACGGAGACAUUGGGGUCGUAGGAUAGUGAGCCUGGGUUUUCUUCGCAUAGUUCAACAGACAAAAGCACAAGGCAACCCUCCUGUGGUAUCCGAUGCGGCUAAUCUACGAAUCCCUUCAAACCGCCUUCUCAAACUAAAUGAAAGAUACGCCAGUAUCUCACCAGAAGACGUCGGCCGGCUCUCAUUGAACUGCAAUCCACGGGAUAUCCUCCAACAUUUGGGGCGAAGAUGGGCCGAGCUUUCGUUUGUCAGAACUGAGAAUCAUUCUUACAAAGGCCUUAAGUUAGCAAUAAUUUAA